AUGCUUCUAAAUUGGAAAAAAGGUGAAUCGACAUAUUUGGACAAAUCCUUCGUCGUCAUUACUCAUUAUAUAAAAGCUCUUCAUUUAGUAAUAGCAAAAAUACUAGCCGUAGUUGGUCCUGCUGUUGGCAUAGGUCUUUUAAUGGCUUACAAUUAUUUCAAGAAAUCCGCUCCAAGACCAGCAUCGGCGCCCGAGGAAAUAAUACCACAAUCAGAGAUGAUUAUAAGAGCCCGAAAAGUAUUAAGAAUGGAUUGCGGCAUCUAUUAUAAUAUCGGCAUUUGUGGUAGUAGUGGAACAGGCAAAUCUUCAUUCAUUAAUUGUAUGCGUAAAAUAAAAGACGUAAAACUCACCAGCGAAUUUCGAUUUCAAGAAGAUGGACCAGCACCUAUUGGGGUUAGUGAAACAACAGCAGAUUGUACACGUUACUCUUAUCCAAAUAACGAGGCUCCAUAUCUUCGCCUAUGGGAUAUACCUGGAGGUGGCACUGCCAAACAUCCAGCAGAAACGUAUUUUGCUGACAAGUUAUUGUAUGCAUUUGAUUGUCUAAUCAUUUUAUAUGCAGGUCGUUUUACCAAAUUGGAUUUGGAUAUUUGCAAACAGGCAUACAUAUACAAGAUACCUGUGCUUUUGGUAAGAUCUAAAGCUGAUAUCGAUGUGGACAUUCAAAAGACGAUGAAAGUCGACGAGCUUGAUCGUUCCUUAACAGGGAAGGAAUACGAACAACUUAUAAAGGAAACUGUAGACACUUUGAAACAUGAUGUGGUUCAGCUGCUAGCCACAGUCCCAGGUUGCAAUCAUCUAACCAAUCUACCAGUGUAUGUAGUUGCGCCACAACGUUAUCGAUCACCUCGUUCAAAUGAGUGUCCACCUUUGGAAAUGGAACAAAUGUUGGAAAGAUGUCUCACUGUAGCUGCAUCCGGCCGACGCUAA
Messenger RNA from Adineta ricciae, 930 nucleotides. NCBI's taxonomy places the organism in Eukaryota, Metazoa, Rotifera, Eurotatoria, Adinetida, Adinetidae. The record is from the annotation of a GenBank genome assembly.